Salvia splendens (bonfire salvia) is the source of this 748-nucleotide messenger RNA. RefSeq names its product histone H3.3. The transcript is spliced from 5 exons. The record is from RefSeq and is a predicted model, not a curated record. Gene Ontology annotation, molecular function: structural constituent of chromatin; DNA binding; protein heterodimerization activity. Gene Ontology annotation, cellular component: nucleosome. Lineage: Eukaryota; Viridiplantae; Streptophyta; Magnoliopsida; Lamiales; Lamiaceae. The coding region runs from base 96 to 506 and encodes 136 amino acids.
GAUUAAUCUUGAUCACUGACUUUUAUUUACGCAUCAGCCUCAUCUCUUUCAAACUUUUUAUUCCAUCCCCAGAUUUUAGACAGAGAGAGAAAGAGAUGGCCCGUACCAAGCAAACUGCUCGUAAAUCCACUGGUGGAAAAGCUCCCAGGAAGCAACUUGCUACCAAGGCUGCCCGUAAGUCUGCACCAACCACUGGUGGAGUCAAGAAACCUCACCGUUACCGCCCUGGAACUGUUGCUCUCCGUGAAAUUCGGAAGUACCAAAAGAGUACUGAGCUCUUGAUCAGGAAGCUGCCUUUCCAAAGGCUUGUUCGUGAAAUUGCCCAGGACUUCAAGACUGAUCUUCGUUUCCAGAGCCAUGCUGUUUUGGCUCUUCAGGAGGCUGCUGAGGCUUACCUCGUGGGUCUCUUUGAGGACACAAACUUGUGUGCCAUCCAUGCCAAGCGUGUGACCAUCAUGCCCAAAGAUAUCCAACUGGCUCGCAGGAUCAGGGGUGAGCGUGCUUAGGCAUGCUUGUGUUGGAGUCAUGUAGUGAUAGUAGUACCUGUUUUAAUAUGCAUUAGGACUUCCCAAACUGCUGGCUUGUGUGCCAUAAUGGGGAUUGUUUGGUUUAUGGUAUGAAAGGAUUAUUUGAAUGUUGCUGUGUUUAUUUUGCUGUCAAGUUACAACUUAGGUUUCUUGUCACACCGCUGGUGUUUGAACAAUAUAUUGUAUUUGCAUUGCAAGUAGUGAAUUCGUUUCCUAGUGCA